AUGUCUUUGGAUUAUGAGGUUUACAAAGAAGGUGGGGUGCUCAAUGAAAGGUACCAGAAAAUCGAGGACAUCAGCGAGGGAUCGUAUGGUUACGUCUCGUUAGCCAAGGAUAUCAAAGAGAAAAAAUUGGUUGCUAUCAAGUACAUAUUCAAGCUAGAUCACGAGAGUGAGGCGAAGGACGAGGCGAGCGGGAGCGAUGAAGAGGAUGGCCACGCGUCUCACAACGACGGUAACACCAGCAGUCAAGAGAAGAAAACGCAAUUGCAAAGAUUCAAAUCGAAGAUCUCGUCGAAUGUGAAAUCACGUCUCUCCAACAACAUUUGCUUUGAAGCUAUUUACGAAAUUGAUAUUCAAACAAAACUGGGUAACGAUAACAACAAUAUUGUCAAACUGUUGAACUAUUUCGAUUCUUAUAUUGUUUUAGAGUAUUGCUCUGGUGGUGAUCUUUAUGAGGCAAUUAAAAGUGAUCUAGUGCCAAGAAAGACGAAAAAAAUCAAACAUAUUUUGAACCAAAUUAUCGAUGCAAUAAAGUUCAUGCAUUCAAAAAAUAUUUACCAUCGUGAUUUGAAGCCAGAGAACAUUUUAAUUUCAAACCUUUUUGAAUGGACGAUCAAAAUUAGCGAUUUUGGUCUGGCAACGACCGAAUUAACAUCGUUGGAUAGAAAUGUUGGUAGUGAAAGAUACAUGGCACCUGAACUAUUCGAAAGCAAUCUUGAUUUGCAAGAAAGAAAAGAACCAUAUCGUUGUGACAAAGUUGACGUUUGGUCAAUGGGUAUUGUAUUUCUAAAUAUUGUCUUUUCAAAGAAUCCCUUUAGUGUUGCUAAUCAAUCAGAUAAAUCUUUUUGCUAUUUUGCCGCCAAUAGAGAAGCUUUAUUUGACGUUUUUUCGACAAUGAGUCUGGAUUUUUUUCAGGUAUUAAGAUAUACCUUGACCAUUGAUCCGACAAAUAGAGAUUUACAAAGAAUGAAAUUUGAAAUAACGAAUUUGAAUUCCUUCACAUUGGAUGACGAAUAUUUCAAUAGUUUAGAUGAUGAUGAUAUAGCCAUUUCUGAUGAAGAUUUUAAGGAACAGGAGCAACAGCAACAACAACAACAGCAAAAUGAGGCAAAACAACCUUUGUCAUAUAUACCACCAUCUUCAGCGCCAAUGCCAGUUUCGCUACCAACACCAAUAUCUUCAUCAAUUAAAGAAAAUUCAAAGAAAAAAAUUCACCUACAACAUUCAAGUAUUCCUGUUGAUAUAAAAGAUGAUGAUUUAUCAAUUAUCUCUUCAAACUUAAAUCCCACAGGUAAUACUACUGAGGAUAAGCAAAGAGCAAAGUCCGUGCCAAAAUCUGUUCCGAAGUUUAAAUUUCAAAAAAGAAGUCAUCUUCAGAAAAACAAUAAUAAUAAUAGCAAUUUGAACACUUACAAUAAUAGCAACAAAAAUCAUAACAAUAGGAAUUUUGGCACAUCCAUCAAGAGUUACAACCAUCAAAAUAAUUAUUUUUUUAACAAUAAUUAUAACAACAAUUACAACCGUAACCAUUACAUUGAUAAUCCAAAGAUUAUUAAGCAUUCAAGAAAACCAUUGGGAAUCCCAACCCCAAAUACUCAUAUUAAUAAUUUCUUUCAAAAUUAUCAAGAAAAUGCGGAAUCAAAUAAUCAUAACAAUAGAUUCAACACAAGAGAUUUUUUUACACCUCCAAGUGUUCAUAAUAAAUAUAUGGAAGGUUUUUUGAAUCAUGAUCAAAAUCAUAAUUACAGCAAUCAUUCCCACAAGUACAACGGAAGAAAUAAAAAUUUUAUAGGUAACUCAAGUGGCAAACAAAGAAAAUCAACUGGUAGUAAUGGAAACAUUAACAAUAGCACUGAGAGAUUAUUGGUCCCAAAGAAUAAGCAUUCACCAAGCUCCAUUGCAAAUUCAAAUUCAAAUCCAAAUUCCAUUCCUAAUUCAAUCUCAUCACAACAUUCACCUGGUAAAUACAUUCCACCAAAUGCAAGGACUAAUUAUGGAAAUCAAUUUUUGUCAAAUUCUCCUAAUGUUCCUGAUAUAUCAACCGUUUUGAAUGGUCCAACAACUUUUCAUGAGCAAUAUACAAAUAUGGAUUCUACUAAUGUAAAUAAUGGAGCUGCUAAUGGAAAUGUUGAUUUAGAUGACGUUUUAUUUACACUUGAAGAAAACGAGUAUGAUUUUAUUCACGAUAUAAACAAUUUAUCUUUGAAUGAUCAACCAGUUCAUGUGAAUUCAAUCGAUAGCAACAUUGUUAGAUCUACGACGAGAAAUGAUUUGCCAGACUUAUUGAAAUCGCCAGUUACAAAAGAACAACACCUCUUCACUAAUGAAAUCAAUCCCUUUGGUAAUCAAUUAUUGCAUUCAAAUGAAAAUACCAAAAGUCCUAGUGCUAAGUUAUCUUUUUCAGUGUCAAAGCAUAAACCAGGAAUUUAUGUCCCUCCUCAUCAUAGGAAAAAUUCAUCUUCAAUACCAAACAAUACUAAUGAGGCGACUUUGUCAGUGGCAAAUAAUUCUUUAAAUUAUUCAACUUCGUUCAAUUCCAAACCGUCUCCGGAAAAUGUUGAACCUUCAAGAAGCUUUCAACGAUCUUUUUUAGCACCGAUAAGCAAUCAUUCAACAACAACUACGGCAGUACAAGAUAAUGAUAUUUUUGCUCACACAAAUAAUGAUGCAUUAUUUUUUUCAGAUGAUGAUAGUGAAGGUAUAAACUCACCUGAUGCGAAAUCAAUGUUCGGUCCUUACGAAAUUUACAACAACAAUAAGAACAUAUUAAGUCAUUUUCGUGGUGGAAGAAAGUCAAGUACUGUUCCAGAUGAUGUAGUUGGUUCAUUAGAACAAUACAAGAAUAAUUGGUUAAUGUUACAACAACAACAAGAAUAA
Zygotorulaspora mrakii is the source of this 2874-nucleotide messenger RNA. It is a transcript of the gene KSP1, whose product is annotated as putative serine/threonine protein kinase KSP1. NCBI's taxonomy places the organism in Eukaryota, Fungi, Ascomycota, Saccharomycetes, Saccharomycetales, Saccharomycetaceae. Gene Ontology annotation, molecular function: protein serine/threonine kinase activity; ATP binding. The transcript has a single exon. Gene Ontology annotation, biological process: autophagy; protein autophosphorylation; autophagosome organization. The record is from RefSeq and is a predicted model, not a curated record. Bases 1 to 2874 code for a protein of 957 amino acids. Gene Ontology annotation, cellular component: cytoplasm; autophagosome.